AUGGUAUCUAACUCACAAUGUCAGUUCUUGACCUGGGUCCGGAAGGCUUCAAGGUCAAAAAAGCACCAUCUCGAUCAUAGCCAUCAUCAGAAGGCUUUCGAGAUCGAGAAGGAUUUUAAUAUUUCCUCCUCGUCCAUAUCGUCCGACGGCACAGAAAGACAGUCACUUGAUAAGUGCCAUCAGCAUACAUCCUCACCGGCUCGACUAUCACUCUCUCGGCUUAUUGCAGACGAUGCUGCUGAGGUCGACCGUCUUCUGCUGGCAUGUAGGGAACUCGGUGGCUUCUACCUGGACCUAACAUCAACCGAACUUGGUGAAAAUGUUAUAUCCGAGGCAGACAGGCUUUUUACCCUCGGAGGAGAUGUCUUCAACCUUCCGGAGAAUGAAAAGAGAGAAUACGAUAUGGCCAAGUUUGGUGGUUAUUAUGGAUAUAAAGGAUACCGCAACCGAACAAUGGACUUCAAAGAAUUCUACACUGUCUCAAAGGACGAGAUAUUGGGCAUUCAAUGUCCGACAAAGGCCCCUCAACCUCAGCCUCCACUUAUACAGUCAUCUCGCCCUCUAAUACAAACAUAUAUCCGAAACUCCCACGCCAUAAUAUCUCUAAUCCUCUCCCGCCUGGCCACGGCCUUGGACCUACCGCCAGAAUCCUUAGAAAAUAUUCACCGUCGCGACGCAAACAGCGGGGACCAGAUACGGUGGAUCAAGCUGCAGGCAAGCAAAGAAGCGCGCCCGCCGCCAGAGAAUGAUGUCCUGCUGGAUGAACACUCAGAUUCAAACAGCGUUACACUUAUAUUCAACCAAUCGGGCGGUCUACAAUUCAAGUCGCCCCAGCCAGAUUCUUCACCUCACAGCUACCCUAUACCCAGGGACAAUCCAACUCCCGCUAUCACCUCUACGGCUCCCACUACCAAUCCUACACCCUCUCCAGAAAGCUCAGUUGACUUCUCUGGAGGUCCGAGUUUCCCUGCUAACUGGAUACCCGCAAACCCUCUACCUGGCCACUGCAUUAUCCUAAUGGGCGAACAGAUCGUUAAACUCACUGAAGGCGGCGUCCGUGCAAACGUGCAUCGUGUCUGCGCAGUGCCCGGAAUGCAAGGCAGCAGCCCCCGGUACUCACUUGUAUACUUCUCUCGACCUGAAGAUGACGUUAUCCUGAAACAACUUGCCGGGAUCCCCGUUGUUCCAAAACCAAUGACCACGCCAAAGAGCUCGCGUGAGCAACCGAGCCAAUGCAAGCUAAUAGGCAAGGUAUUUGAGGGGAAAGAGUGGAUGGGAUGGGCAAAGCCGUCGUCGCCUCGCUUCAAGCAAAAGAGGUAG
Molecule: messenger RNA, 1320 nt
Organism: Nannizzia gypsea CBS 118893
Lineage: Eukaryota; Fungi; Ascomycota; Eurotiomycetes; Onygenales; Arthrodermataceae
Exons: 2
Coding region: 1-1320 (439 amino acids)
Molecular function (GO): dioxygenase activity
Source: RefSeq, a predicted model, not a curated record